Molecule: messenger RNA, 1824 nt
Organism: Lampris incognitus (smalleye Pacific opah)
Lineage: Eukaryota; Metazoa; Chordata; Actinopteri; Lampriformes; Lampridae
Gene: abtb1
Product: ankyrin repeat and BTB (POZ) domain containing 1
Exons: 13
Coding region: 374-1804 (476 amino acids)
Cellular component (GO): ubiquitin ligase complex; cytoplasm
Molecular function (GO): protein binding
Source: RefSeq, a predicted model, not a curated record
CGUAACUGGCUAACAGGGAAGAAAGCAGAAACAAGAAACGCGAAGGCUAAACAACUCGGCACUUCGCGGUCUUGCAAAAAUCAAGACUCGGCCGGGAUUUCGCCCUUGACCCGUCUCGUAUUUCAGCGACGCCUUAGGCGCCGCCUCUCUUCGGUCACAUGACCCGCCGAACCACACCCACAAAACCAUAAACACGGAGGUCUGUCAGCACGUCAAGCCGCGACAAAACAAAACAAAAAACAACAACAACCCAAAAAAAAACGACAUUUUCCGCACUGAGCUAACUCAACGCCGACCGAAAGGACCCACACGCUCACCUGUCAAGCAGACAGGCCGUCUCAAUGCAUCGUAGAGGACCGAAGACGCCGACAUCAUGGACGCGUACGAUUUGUUUACAAGUUGCAAAAAGGGCGACAUUUGUAGAGUGAGGUGUCUCGUUGAACAACGAGAUGUGGAUCUCAAUGUAAGAGAUAACUGGGACAGUACGCCGUUGUACUAUGCAUGUCUCUGUGGUCACGAGGAGCUAGUCCAGUACUUGUUGGCGAAAGGUGCCAAGUGUGAAGCCAACACAUUUGAUGGCGAGCGAUGUAUGUAUGGUUCCCUCAGUGAUUCUAUUCGACGUCUGCUCAAAGAUUACAAGUGUAUCAGUUCCCAAACCAUGCAACGUGACUAUUUUGACCACUUUCUGCACAUGUUACUUGAACAAGGUCAAUACAGUGAUGUCAAGUUCCUGGUUCAUGGAGAGACAUUUCCUGCUCACCGCUGCAUUCUCAGUGCACGCUCGGAAUAUUUCUCCGCUAUGUUCGAAACCAAAUGGAAAGGGAAGGACAUGAUCACCCUGAAGCACCCUCUGAUUAACCCUGCAGCCUUUGGAGCCCUGUUGCAGUACUUCUAUACAGGACGCAUGGACAUUGAUGUAAGCCUUGUGGAGGACUGCAGACGACUGGCCAAACAGUGCAAAAUGGGAGCUCUUAUAGAGGAGUUGGAGAAUAAAUGUAAACAGGUGUAUGAAUUUGUUUCCAAUAAGCCAGGAACCUGUGUGAAGGUGCUCACCCUGGAGCCUCAGAACUGCCGACUCCAGGAGGAGAUGGCUCAACUGGCAGACUGUGCCAUUCCCGCAGAACUGAGGGUCGGAUUUGGUGAACUUCCCUUUGACAGAGUCGACAACUUCCCCAGUUAUCCUGACAUUUGCUUCAGUGUUGACCAAUACAAUUUCUUAUGCCAUAAGGCUUUUUUCUGUGGACGCAGUGAUUACUUUAAAGCCUUGCUGGAGGACCAUUUCAGUGAGGGUGACGUGCUCCAGUCCCAGCCCAGCACCCCAGUGCUCACACUCCACAACAUCUCCCAUGAAAUCUUUAUCUCCCUCCUUUACUACAUCUAUAGUGAUGACACAGAGUUAUCUCCAGACACCGUUUUUGACAUACUUUGUGUGGCUGACAUGUACCUGCUCCCGGGGCUGAAGCGUCUGUGUGGGAAGACCCUAGCAAAGAGUUUGUGUGAGGAAAACGUUCUCCACAUGUGGAAGACGGCUAAGCUUUUCUGCCUGUCUCGCCUAGAAGACCAGUGCACCGAGUUCAUGGCCAAGAUUAUAGAGAAGCUGGUAGACCAUGCCGAGUUUGCCGAGAUGAUCAAGGAGGAUGCCGCGUCCGUGGAGGAAAGGCACAAGACAGACUCCAUCCCCUUGGUUGACGACAUCCGCUACCACAUUGCCAGCAAUGUCCAGACCUACAGUGCUAUAGAGGAGGCCAACCAGAAGCUGGGGGCCCUGGAGGGGUUGCUGCUCAGCAUUGACUUGGAGUGCUGAAGGAAAGGUAAGGACCGCUG